Trichogramma pretiosum is the source of this 1511-nucleotide messenger RNA. RefSeq lists its product as uncharacterized. Bases 220 to 858 code for a protein of 212 amino acids. The record is from RefSeq and is a predicted model, not a curated record. NCBI's taxonomy places the organism in Eukaryota, Metazoa, Arthropoda, Insecta, Hymenoptera, Trichogrammatidae. The transcript has 9 exons.
AAAUAAUGUUUAUAAUAUUGUAUGUACUCUGAAGUUAGCUUGAUCAUGGAUUAUUCAUCUCCUCGUGUAAUUCUGUAUUCAUCGAGCAUACUUUAAUUAUUGGUUAGAUUAUUCAUUAUAGCCGUACGACAGGAUUUUAAAAUAUCACUAGAUCUGUCGUACGGACAGGUGGAGCCUACUUAAAUAAUUGAAUUUUGCUAAUGGAGUGCACCUUCAAAUAUGUUUACACCAAAACAACCUUAUUUUUAUCGGACGAAUAAACAGUUUUCACUGCUCAAAUUAGUCGACCUUUAUGAUAAAGACUCUUUCAUUCGUGAAUAUCUGUUAGAUAAUGUGUUCGUUUGUAUUUUUAUGUACAUACUAUUCUACUUUGCCAUUUGCUACGCUCACAAGGUUAUCAAGCAAAUCGAGGACAAAAAUGAAGAAAUGAUCGCCAAAGUGAAUUUAAAUCGAACGAAAGUAAAUGAUAUGAUAGCAAUAAAAAAUCAUCGCAUGGAAUAUGAAGAAGUUGUUAUGAAUACGAAAAAAGCACAAAAAAUAACUACGAAACAUUUGGACAGCGAGAUAAAGCGAUUAAGUACAAAACUCAUGAAAACACAGGGCAAAUUAAACGAGCUUGAAAACUUUGUAGCAAAGUGGAAGUAUUGGAAAAGUUGUACGGAGCGAACGAAGAAAAUGUCAAAUUGUAAUGGUGAAUAUCAUCAAGACGAAAUUGAUCCUGAAAUAGAGAUCAAUGACGUUAAGAUAUUGGACCCGUCUUUUCCACCGUCGAACCCGCCAGAGCCACCACCGAGGAAGUUUGGAGUCUUUGCUCGACCACCCACAAUGUCAGGUGGUUCGAAAAUAGGGUUCAAAUAGUGGAGUCAUGAACGAAAAUUCCUAUACAAAUUCAUUUUACCGAGUUGAUAUUACAGAUUCAAAAUCAUCAAGAUACCAAAGAGGUCAGGAAAAUCGUGGGCGAACAAUUUUUUUAGGCUUUAAGAAUUUGCAGAGAUGAGAGAAUCGGUCUACGAAACAAAACCUCAACAAUUGGACACGUCACUUACUUUAUAAAAAUAUAUCAAAAAUAGCUUAAUUUAAUGAUUUGCGAUCAAACAGAAGUUCAAAUUUCAAGUGGGUCUUAAUUUUUUAUACGUGACAUAUCAUUUCUUUACAUCUGAUAGAGUUGGUCUGUUUCGCAAUACUGUCUAUCACUUGAUUUUGGAUGUAAACUUAUAAAUUUGGGAUAUAUUGUUUUUCAAGAUCGAUUUAAUCUUAUCUCAUUUUAGUCUCUCAUCGUAGUAAUCUCAUUUUGGUAGAUUAAAAUGUGUUCUUAGUCUAAAAUUUUCAAAUUAUACUGUCAUUUCUCUAGUAAAACUAAAAGUAAAAAUUACACGAUUAUAAGAGAAAUAAUUUCAUUAGCAGAAAAAAUUAGAAACGUAUGAAUAAAAUCAAAAAGUACUAUCAAUAAAUUCUUGAAAAUAAAUCGAAAAUCAUAAGCUUAUGAUAAGCCGAUUCGUAAGAAAUUCAAU